AUGCGCCUGGCAUACUACGCCGGUGCCUCCACGGCGGCCGCAGCGGCGUGUCUGCUGAAGGCCUUCCAUCAGCGGCCCAAUUUCUACAGCGCGACCGUCUACCUCUCCCAGUCGAACGCCUGCCUACUCAUCUUGACGAAUCUACUCUUGGUCAUGGCUUGCGGAUUUAUGUAUGGACUACAGCGACUCCUCUACGGCCCACUUCGACCGAUCGAGAUCGAACAGCUGUCGGAGAAAGCCUGGUAUGCGGUUCUGGACACACUACUCGCGAUGCCCAGUUUCAGAGAAGAUGUGGGAGGCUGGCUAUUGACGAUGUUCGUCUUGUUGCUAGCUGGCAAGGUCUGGGGCUGGAUUGGCGAGGGAAGAGUGGAUGUGUUGGAACAACAACCGCCGGCAAACCCACGCUUAUUCCAUACGAGGCUCGCGACAAGUUUGAUUGUCAGCGUGGUGUUUGAUAUUUGGAUGCUAAACUACUGCGUGGAAAGCGUGAUUGCGGAUCCAAGGCCGGGCAUGAUGGUGAUAUUCACGUUUGAAUUCGCCAUAUUAUGCAUUUUCUCCGUGUUUACGCUGACGAGGUAUGCAUUGAGCUUGGCGGACGCUGGCGUGGUGAAGAAGCAGACACAGCAAGCUAUCGAAUUGCGGAAGAGCGAGAUCAAGGAAGAAAGAAGAGCAGAGAUUGAGCGAAGGGCGAACGAGCCCGCGGAAGAAGGCCAGGAAGCCAGACCAGACCCACCGUCCGUGGAUGAUCCGAUCGAGGUGGACGAAAACGAAGUGGAUGUGCCGGGUUGGGAGGAAAAGCGGCGAUACCUUUUCGCUCUGGAGGUGUUCACGGACUUCAUCAAGUUGAUGAUCUACAUUGUCUUCUUCACCGUCAGCAUCACCUUCAACGGACUGCCGAUGCAUAUCAUGCGCGACGUAUACAUGACAUUUGCGUCGUUUACAAAGCGAGUGAGCGACUACGUGGCAUACCGAAAAGCGACGAGCGACAUGAACGCGAGAUAUCCAGAUGCGACAACAGAGGAGAUCAGAGACGAUGCAUGUAUUGUAUGCCGCGAGAGCAUGGUCGCGUGGGCACAGCCGAAUGCUCAGGGCGAGGCUCAGCCAGCUGGCGAACAACCGGGCGCAGCAGCUGUCGGUGCCACAAGAAGGAGGGACGAAGGUCUCCGGGCGAAGAAGCUGCCAUGCGGACAUAUUCUUCAUCUCCGCUGCCUCAAGGCUUGGCUCGAGAGACAGCAGGUUUGCCCUACGUGUCGGAGGCCCGUCAUUUCACCAGAUGCGCAUAAUGGGACAACAGGCGGCGCAGGCGGAAAUGCGGCACCGCCAGGCCAACAACAGCCACCACGCCCCAGAGCACGGAUGUUCAAUUUUGGUCCACUGCGCGUCGGUCUCUUGAAUGCUCCCAAUGGUCAGAUGCAGAACAUCCUGAACCAGAUCCAGAACCCGGACGGAAACAAUCAAAACCAAAACCAAAACCAAAACCAAAAUCAACAGCAACAGCAGCACCACAAUCAGAACCAGAACGGCGCAAACCAACAAGGCCCCAAUCAUCUUGGUCUUCAAGUUCCAUAUCCUCCUACACAAAAUUUCGCACCCCAACUUGGUUCGCGAUCCGCAAGAGUACCAGUACCAACCCACGUUCAUCUGAUGCAAAUUGAGCAACGUCUGAUGCAGGAAGCUCACAAUCUUCAGAUCGAGCAGCAGCAGUUGGCAUAUUUGAGAACAAUGGAAGCAGAGUUGGCGCGAUUGCGAGCGCAGCAUAUUUCGGCACACCAACCUGUGGGCACUAAUGGUGCUCCACGGCCAACACCAUUUUCUCUGCCACUGCUGGCGCCGGCUCUCCCUCAGCAGCUGCAUGGCAACACUACUGAGCAGUUCGGAAAUGGGCAUCAGGAGCUACCUGCUGGACUUGUACUGCCCGAAGGGUGGACAGUGACGCCCUUGCGGCCCGUCGGAGGAUCCAAUCCGUCAUCAGCAGGAGCAAGCAUUGCAGCGGUUCAGCAACCUACUACUGAGCCUGCGAGACCGCAGCCAUCUUCAGUAGAUGCAUCGCUUUCACCAGUCCCUCCUCCAAAUCCAUCGCAGCCUGGGACGGAAGCCUCACCCACUCAGCCGCCUACGAACGUCGCAGAUCAGUCUGGAACGGCUCGAGAUGUUGGGCCUACGGAUGGCAGAGGCUCUCCUUUGUUUGUGCCGGCUACUCAGAAUGUAGGAGAGCAGGCUUCGCCGCCCUGGCGUCCAGAUGGUUGGAGCUUUGACGGUAAAACGAACGAACAGCCAGCCCAGGAUUCUUCGCACACAGAAGAGACGUCUCACCCGCCGCAAGGAGAACAGGAGCAGGCGUAUACCGGCAAGGGCAAAGGCAAGGCAGUGGAGGUUGAAGAUGUACCAGAUAAUGACUAG
Lecanosticta acicola is the source of this 2400-nucleotide messenger RNA. Lineage: Eukaryota; Fungi; Ascomycota; Dothideomycetes; Mycosphaerellales; Mycosphaerellaceae. The record is from the annotation of a GenBank genome assembly.